AUGGCUGAUCAGGGGUUCCCCUCGCUUCCCACACUUCCCUCCUCUACCAUUUCCUCCCCCUCAAGACCGUCUGUUCUUCCCCUAUGGAAGAAUCUACUCACCACCACCCCACAAAUCUCCACUGAUUUUUCCCACUCCCUCUCCUAUACUCCCACCCAAAACUUUACCGCCAAUUUCACUGCUGACCAGUAUGUGGCUGGCGCCCCGGAAUGGUCUUUAUCGCUGGUUGGUUACUCCAUUGGGAAGAGGCCUUUUUACGAAGCGCUUCUCUCGACGAUCAAAAAGGCAUGGCAACUUAAAGGUGAGCUUUCCCUGCUCACCAUGGAUGAUGGUUUCUUUCUACUCAAAUUCACAGCCCUAGAAGAUUACGAGCAUGCAUGGACUGGAGGGCCCUGGUUCUUUUUCGGUAAGCCCUUCAUACUUCAAAAAUGGAGCCCAGAUUUCACUCCAAAGCGUGAGGAAUUCCCGUCAAUACCUUUAUGGAUCAAAAUCAUGAAUCUUCCGCUUUCUUUAUGGACGCCUGAAGGUAUCUCUAAACUUGCUAGUUGCGUUGGUAUUCCGAUUGCUGUCGAUGCUUUAACUGCGGCGAAAACUCGCCUGACUUUUGCGAGAGUUUGUGUACAAGUCACUAGCAAUUCUCCUUUACCAGAAGAAAUUUUCUUUUCUGUUGAUGGAAAAAUUUCUCCUCUUCGUGUGCAUUACGACUGGAAGCCCGAACACUGUUCACAAUGUGGUUCGAUCAUGCAUCCCCCAACGCUUUGCCCAAAAGACCCCAUUACCAAGCCCAUUAGUAACAAUAAUACUAGAGGAAGAAGCUCAAGCAGAAAACCCCGUCCAUCCCCACCUCCCAGGCUUACUAUUCCUAAACCCCCACUUCAAACCAAACCUUCUCCCAACAAUGAUGUUUCCACUCAACCACCAAAUACCCAACCUCCCACGAAAAUCACCACAGCCCCCCCCACAAAAAUCAACACACCUCUAUCUAUUCCUAAUCUGAAUUCCCCUUCGGGUGAACUACAGGAUUCCACAGACAUGUUUCUAAAAACAACAGCUUCUAAGCCCAUCAUUACAUCCAAUAAAUUUCAGACGUUGGGGGAUGUUGACCCGACUGAUGUGUUGCAGCCGCAAAACACAUCUCUGAUUUCUUCUCCUACAUGCAAAAACCAAAUGCCAACAACUUCAGCCAAAGCUCCUACCACUCAAAACCAAAACAGCCAACCUCAAACCUCUCCCCGUUUCCAUCAGCCAAACAUUCCCCCAAUUGCAACUGAGACUUCAGGCUCUUCCUCUAGUAGCUCAACAGUUCAUCUUGAUACAAACCAAAACCAAAAACAACCUCGAGGCAAAGCUAAAAAAGCCUCUACCCCCAACAAAAAAUCAUAA
Molecule: messenger RNA, 1383 nt
Organism: Dendrobium catenatum
Lineage: Eukaryota; Viridiplantae; Streptophyta; Magnoliopsida; Asparagales; Orchidaceae
Exons: 1
Coding region: 1-1383 (460 amino acids)
Source: RefSeq, a predicted model, not a curated record